UCAUGGCUUUGUUUUUCAUCUAACAAUUUUUAAUGUAACAAGAUAAAAGAAAAUACGACUUUUUUGUUGCAUCCAAGAAUUCCUGAAUACAAAAUGAAAUUCUUCUUUCAUUCUACAUUAUUGCCGCCCUGAUGGCUGUAUAGUUUUUCAAGCGCAUAAAAACAUAGUUUGCCCGACGUUGUUGAGUUGACGGUUUUCAUUUGACCGUAUGCCCACGACUCUACGGCAAAUUUUAGCUUCUUAAGGAAUAGCAAAAUGAUUGCUUUGGGGUCGCAUGAUUUGCUUGACUUCACGAUUCAAUUAUACUUUUCAAUUCGACCAAUGGCUGUAUAAAGGAAGCUGAAUCUCUCCAUUGAAGCAUCCCAGUUUGUUUUGCAACUGCAUAUCUUAUAUAUUUCAUUAUUUUGAGUUUUUUGCCUGCUUUUCUACGUGAUAGAGAAAGAGAGAUAAUGGGUUCUUUGGAGUUCACAGAUAAGCCUCACGCAGUUUGUAUUCCUUUCCCUGCUCAAGGCCAUAUAAAUCCCAUGCUGAUGGUUGCCAAACUACUUCACCACAAAGGCUUCCAUAUCACCUUUGUCAAUACAGAGUUCAAUCACAAACGUUUGCUCAAAUCCAGGGGGCCUGAUGCUCUCAAUGGCCUCCCUUCUUUUCGUUUCGAAACCAUUCCUGAUGGCCUCCCUCCAACUGAUGCUGAUGCUACCCAAGACAUUCCAUCUCUGUGCGAGUCCACCUCCAGGACCUGCUUACCUCACUUUAAGAAACUUAUACAUAAACUCAACGACUCCUCCUCAGUCGACGUUCCUCCUGUCUCUUGCAUCGUUUCGGAUGGAGUCAUGAGCUUCACUCUUGAUGCAGCUGAAGAACUUGGCAUCCCUGAAGUUCUCUUCUGGACUACAAGUGCAUGUGGCUUCUUGGGCUAUUGCUACUAUCGUCAGCUGAUGGAAAAGGGCUAUAUUCCUCUCAAAGAUGAAAGUGAUUUAACAAACGGGUACUUGGAUACUGUUAUAGAUUGGAUACCUGCCAUGGAAGGUAUUCGCUUGAAGGAUUUGCCUUCCUUUCUCAGGACAACCGACCCGGAUUUCGUCAUGCUAGAUUUCAUUUUCAGAGAAACCGAAAGAGCUCGAAAGGCCUCUGCAAUAAUCUUGAAUACAUUUGAUGACUUGGAGCAUGAAGUUUUACGUGCACUCUCCUCAAUGCUACCUCCUAUUUACUCCGUCGGUCCCCUGCAUCUUCCAUUGCAUCGUGAGGUCCAUGACAACGAUUUGAAACAACUUGGGUCAAAUCUAUGGAAGGAAGAACCGCAGUGUCUUCCAUGGCUAGACUCAAAAGAGCCCAACUCUGUUGUUUACGUGAAUUUUGGAAGCAUCACUGUCAUGACACCUGAUCAGCUAAAUGAAUUUGCUUGGGGGUUGGCUAAUAGCAACCAAACAUUUUUGUGGGUUAUCAGGCCUGAUUUAGUCGGUGGCGACUCAGCAAUUCUACCUCCAGAAUUUGUGACAGAGACCAAAGAAAGGGGUUUGCUGGCAAGUUGGUGCCCGCAAGAACAAGUCCUGAGCCACCCUUCUGUUGGAGGAUUCUUAACGCACAAUGGAUGGAAUUCUACAAUUGAAAGUAUAUCCAGCGGUGUGCCAAUGAUAUGUUGGCCAUUUUUUGCCGAGCAACAAACCAAUUGUCGGUUCUCUUGCACUAAAUGGGGAAUCGGCGUGGAAAUUAACAGUGAUGUUAAGAGGGAUGAAGUUGAAGGCCUUGUUAGAGAGUUAAUGGAAGGAGAAAAAGGCAAAGCGAUGAAGCAGAAAGCUCUAGAGUGGAAGAGGAUGGCGGAAGAGGCCACCACCACUCCCAAUGGGUCAUCUUGCAAAAAUCUGGACCAAUUGAUCAACCAAGUUUUGCUCUCUUCACUAGAUUAAGACAAUGCAAAAUUCUUGGCACAUUUUAUACAGCCCUUUGAUUUCAACCUUGAAAAUACUUGUUAACUUAAAUCACUUUAUUAUCUGUCAAAUCCUUGUUCUACUGUUUUUUCCAGCGUUUUCUGAAAUCGGUUGUGCUUUAUACAGAUGUAUACAAAAUGGAAUAAGAUUUUUCUUUUUAUACCUUAUU
Molecule: messenger RNA, 2097 nt
Organism: Durio zibethinus
Lineage: Eukaryota; Viridiplantae; Streptophyta; Magnoliopsida; Malvales; Malvaceae
Product: 7-deoxyloganetin glucosyltransferase-like
Molecular function (GO): quercetin 7-O-glucosyltransferase activity; quercetin 3-O-glucosyltransferase activity
Source: RefSeq, a predicted model, not a curated record